CGGUAGGGGUAGAACGCGCUCGGACGACUAUUCGACAACGUGCUCGCCACAGGACAAGGGGUAUUUUGUCGAUGAAAAACGAGACCGAGCAUCUACCACUUCGACCUGAUUCUCAGAUUUGAGCGUAAUGUUGCGGACUCGUAAGAGUUUCCAUUCCAAUUAGUUUCUAGCUAUUGGCAAAGCAGGUCGUCCGCAAGCCCGACGAAACGCGAGGGAUAUAGCGUGAAGAAAAGGACGAAACGGUUUUGCAAAUGCAUUCGCGCCGAUCAUCUAGAGGCAAGUUUUUCUGGUAAAUUGCGACAUCGGUGGCAGUGGCGAUAUCUAUACUGGUGAUAGUGAUAGUGGUGAAAGUGGUGUUGGUGCUGGUGGUAGUGAUAUUAGUGUCAGUGAUAUUGACGACGGUAGUGGCGGCACGUGAACCUUUGGCGAACACGUUACAAAGAUGCGGUAAAUUUUUCCACUGCCCUUCGAGCACGCCGAACCUGCCCGAGCGUCAACUAUCCUAAACAGAAUAAGGGGAAAUAGGACCAGUAUUGAGAAAGUACACAGGCGAAUACGAAGCAUCCUAGCAUUGGAUUUGAUGCCUUGUUCGAGAAUCUCUAUUACCUACGUGAUGUCUGGAGACAUUUGCUAACCCGUGCGAUACACAGUCAGAUAACACGCGAACGAGAGGUUCGCUCGAAGGAAUGGCGGAAGGACGUCGGGGGCAAUGCUACCAAAUGUUUCACAAUGUACGCCGACCCAUGUGGAACGCUGCAACGGUGGUAUUAAGUGUGCAGUGAUCACGGGAGACCGAGGGAAGACGGGAAAGAGGGUGGUCAAUAUGACUCCUAUCUUCCUCGUCCUGUUGGCGGUUAUCGACCCGAUUAUUGCGCAGAAUGGUGGAAACAUCAGCGACUCGCAGUACAUCACAUACAUGACAAGUCCGCCGACGAUCCUGGUGAGGCCACAAUCGCAGCAGGUGAAGGCAGGAGGGAUAGCGAGCUUCUACUGCACGGCAGAAGGUGCGCCGCCACCCCAGAUCCACUGGCGGAAAAACGGAAAGAGAGUUUCCCAAUCCCAGUCACGGUACCUGGUGCACAACUAUGAAAACGGAGCCUUAUUGCGGAUCGAACCUGUCAGGCCGGUUCGCGACAACACCCUGUACGAGUGUCUAGCGGAGAACGGAGUCGGGGACGCCGUGUCAGCCGAGGCGCAGCUUAGAGUCUACGAAGCCGAGAAAUUGCCGAACGGUUUCCCGUUAAUAUCUCAAGCACCGACGACGAAGGUGGUCGAAAUGGGUCAUAACGCGGUGCUCCUCUGCACCGCUGUUGGGUCACCGCCUCCGAUCAUUUCCUGGGUACGGGACAUGCUGCCUAUCGACACGACCAAUCCACGCUACACGGUUUUGGAUACCGGAGCGCUGCAAAUCACCGCAUCCGACGUGAACGACCAAGGGAAGUACGAGUGCGUGGCGAAUAAUUCCGUCGGCACGGAGUACUCCAAGUCGGCUAUGCUCUACGUAAAAGUUCGACGAGUCGCGCCAACUUUUUCCAUUCCUCCGCCCGCCGUCAGCGAGGUAAGAUCUGGUGGAUCAUUGAAUUUGACCUGCGUCGCCGUGGGUUCUCCGAUGCCGUAUGUCAAAUGGAAGAAAGGUCCAUCCACGGAUCUCACUCCGGAUGACAAUCUGCCAGUCGGUAGAAACGUGCUGAUACUCACAAACGUGAAGGAGUCUGCCAACUACACCUGCACGGCUGCCAGCGAUCUCGGAAUCAUCGAAGUCACGACGAUGGUGAAAGUUCAAGCCUUGCCGAGUGCUCCGGAGAACGUUCAAGUGUCCGACAUCACCGCCACAUCCGUGAAGCUUACAUGGUACUACAAAAAUCCGGAGGAAGUGCAAUACUACGUGAUUCAACAUAAGCCGAAGCACGUGCAGCAAGCCGAAGCCGAAAUAUCGGGCAUCACGACCAUGUACUAUCAUGUUCGGAGUCUGAGCCCUUACACCGAGUACGAGCUUACCGUGACAGCCGUGAACGCCAUUGGGCGUGGUCCCGCGAGUGCCCCUGUGACAGUCACCACUGGAGAAACGACGGAAUCGACAAAUGGAGGUACCAAACCUGGUACUGCACCACGGAAGGUGGUCGCCCGCCCAUUGAGCUCCAGCACAAUGGUCAUACAAUGGGACGAGCCGGAAACGCCAAACGGACAAGUGACGGGAUACAAAGUAUAUUAUACGACGGAUCCGAAUCAACAAAUGGCCUCUUGGCAGUAUCAGCUGGUGGACAAUAGCCAGCUAACCACGAUCUCGGAUUUAACGCCGCACACGAUAUACAUGAUUCGAGUGCAGGCGCUGACAAGCGUUGGUCCCGGUCCACUGAGUACACCUGUUCAGAUAAAGACGCAACAAGGGGUACCGAGUCAACCGGAAAUGUUGACCGCGGUAGAUAUCGGAGAGACGAAAGUGACACUCCAGUGGAACAAACCUACUCAUAGCGCGGAGAAUAUCCUCAGCUAUGAGUUGUACUGGAACGAUACUUACGCGCAGGAGAAGCAUCAUCGAAGGAUACCAGUCACCGAGAACUACACGCUGACAGGCCUGUAUCCGAACACGCUGUAUUACGUUUGGUUGGCUGCGCGGAGUCAAAGGGGCGAAGGAGCUACAACGAUACCAUAUCCGGUUCGCACGAAACAGUACGUCCCCGGGGCUCCGCCUCGCAAUGUAAGCGGACAAGCGAUCAGCCCGACCUCCAUAUUGGUAACAUGGGAACCACCGCCUGCCGAUCGAUCGAACGGGAGGAUCGCGUACUACAAGCUGCAAGUCGUCGAGAGCGGACGCUCCGACUCGGAGGCGAAAGUUAUCAAACUGAAUGACACGCGAUUCGUGUUGGACGAACUGAAAAAAUGGACCGAGUACCGGAUUUGGGUAUUGGCCGGGACCAGCGUAGGUGACGGACCUCCGAGUUAUCCUAUCUCGGUCAGAACUCACGAGGACGUGCCGGGUCAUCCUCAAAACGUGACGGUAACACCGAUCAAUUCGACCACGAUACACGUGAAAUGGAGACCGCCGACGUCGAAAGAACAAAACGGCGUGAUAAGAGGUUAUCACAUACACGUGCAGGAAAUGAGAGAAGAGGGAAAGGAUCUGUUGAACGAGCCGAUACGACGCGACGUGCAAGAAGACGGCGUGCUGGAAGUGAACAUUACCGGGUUGCAACCUGACACCACGUACUCUGUACAAGUGGCCGCUCUAACGAGAAAAGGAGACGGUGAUCGUUCGCCGCCAGAAACUGUCAGAACUCCCGGAGGUGUACCCAAUAGACCUCAUGUUAACGUGAAACUUUUGUCCAAAGAUCCUGACGUGGUUGAACUCGAGUGGUCGCAGCCUACGCAAACGUACGGCGACGUGUUGGGAUAUAGAAUAAGAUACGGAAUUAAGAACCAAACGCUCAAGGAAGAGUACAUUCCAGGAAACCGUCAACAUACUUACAAGAUCACUGAUCUUGAGGAACGAGGGGUGGAUUACGAGUUUAGGGUGGCUGGUCAAAACGCGAUCGGAUUCGGUCAGGAGACGGUGCGAUUCUGGUACAGUCCCGAAGGAGAGCCAACUGGCCCGCCGACGAAUUUAUCCUACUUUUUCCAAACUCCGGACACAGUGUGUGUCACGUGGGAUCCGCCCCUGCGACAGCACAGAAACGGUCAGAUCACCGGUUACGAUGUUCAAUUCAACAAGAAGAACGAUCACUCUACAACCAUCAACAGGAAUACGACCAAGACGAGAGCAGUUUUCACGAAUUUGGAGGAAAAUACGGAGUACGUGUUUCACGUGAGAGCGCACACAUCCAGGGGGAGUGGGCCAUAUUCGGAAAAGAUCACGAUCAUAACGGAGAAAGAUAUUGGCCGGGCACCGAUGUCGGUAAAAGCGGUGGCCACGUCGGACACGAGCGUGGAAGUUUGGUGGGAACCGGUACCUAACCGUGGAAAGAUACUUGGAUAUCAAAUAUUCUACACAACAACCGCUGUCGAGGACCUAGACGAGUGGAAGCAAAAGACUGUCGGUCUCACCGAGUCGGCGGAACUUGUCAACUUAGAGAAAUUUACUCAGUACGCGAUCACGGUAGCAGCGAGAUAUAAGACUGGCCUUGGAAGACUCAGCGAGAAGGUAACGGUCAAGGUGAAGCCGGAAGACGUGCCUUUGGAUCUAAGGGGGCCGGACUCGUCCACGCAUUCCAUGACCCUUUCCUGGAAACCGCCUAUCAAACUGAACCCCAUGAACUACAAGGUCUCGUUCGAUGCUGUCAAAGAGUUCGUAGAUUCGCAAGGUAUCACGCAAACGCAGAUCGUGCCACGCAGACAGAUUCUCUUGGAUCCUAGCGUGACGACGACCACGAUCAACGAACUGCAACCGUUCACCACGUACAAUGUGAAUGUGAGCGCGGUGCCAAGAGAUGGUCAGUACAGGCCACCGGCUAAGAUCACCAUUACCACGCAAAUGGCAGCUCCGAAGCCUAUGGUCAAGCCUGAUUUCUAUGGCGUGGUCAACGGAGAGGAGAUUCAAGUGAUUUUGCCCCAGGCCUCCGAAGAAUAUGGAUCAAUUUCGCAUUACUAUUUGAUCGUCGUGCCCGAGGACCCGUCAACAGCGGAUAAGCAACCCGACGAAUUGACCGAGGACAUGAUCGCGGGAAAAGGGGCUAAGGAAAGGGAGAAUGCUCCUUACAUUGCUGCCAAGUUUCCACAUAGAGAUAUUCCGUAUACGUUCCAUCUUGGCAGCGGAGAUAUAUACGAGGGUUAUGAAAAUCGUAAGCUUGAGAAGAGUAAACGAUACAGGAUCUUUGUGCGUGCCGUUGUCGACACACCGAGGAAGCAUUUGUACACUUCGUCACCCUUCUCCGAGUACCUGUCUCUCGAUAUGAGAGAAGUACCCCCUGGUGAGCCACCACGACGUCCCAAUCCGAAUACCCCGGUGGAUGGAAAUCCAGAGGUAUCGGUGAAAACCAGCGGCCAAGAGCCAGGCAUGGUGUGGGUGGUCGGUCCGAUAAUAGCUGCGUUGAUGGUCAGCAUAUGUCUCGUCCUUCUCUUCGUUAUUAAAAAACGAAGACAACCCUGCAAAGCACCCGAUCAAGCAGCAGUCACCCGACCAUUAAUGGCCGCUGACAUCAGUUCGAAUCACGCUCCAUCCGAUCCAGUCGAAAUGCGCCGUUUAAAUUUCCAAACGCCUGGCAUGGCCUCUCAUCCUCCGAUUCCGAUCAGCGAACUAGGAAACCACAUCGAGCGCCUAAAAGCAAACGACAAUCUAAAGUUCAGUCAGGAGUACGAGUCGAUCGAGCCUGGACAGCAAUUCACUUGGGACCACUCCAACAUGGAAAUAAACGCUUCGAAGAAUCGUUACGCGAACGUGAUCGCCUACGAUCAUUCGAGGGUGAUUCUGCAAACUAUAGAUGGCAUGUCGGGUACAGAUUACAUAAAUGCCAAUUACUGCGAUGGAUACAGAAAGCAAAAUGCGUACGUGGCUACGCAAGGGCCUCUACAAGAGACAUUUGGAGAUUUCUGGCGAAUGUGUUGGGAAUUGAGAUCGAGCACGAUCGUGAUGAUGACAAAGCUGGAGGAACGAACGAGGAUUAAGUGCGAUCAGUAUUGGCCUGGUAGAGGUUCUGAAACUUACGGUUUGAUGACUGUGACCAUCACCGACGUUCAAGAGCUGGCUACCUACUGCAUUCGAACAUUCCAAAUAUCCAGAGCGGGUUAUUCCGAGAGACGUGAAAUAAAGCAAUUGCAAUUUACGGCCUGGCCUGAUCACGGUGUACCAGAGCAUCCUGCACCGUUCUUGCAGUUCUUGCGUAGGGUCAGAUCCCUGAAUCCACCAGAAAGCGGACCGCUGAUCGUCCAUUGUAGCGCCGGUGUUGGAAGAACGGGUUGCUUCAUCGUUAUCGACUCGAUGCUCGAAAGGAUCAAACACGAAAAGAUGAUCGACAUCUAUGGCCACGUGACUUGUCUACGAGCUCAAAGAAACUACAUGGUCCAAACCGAGGAUCAAUACAUUUUCAUCCACGACGCGCUUUACGAGGCGGUGAUCUGUGGCAACACAGAGGUGCCUGCCAGAAACUUACAUUCCCACAUCCAGAAGCUGAUGCAGCCAGAGAUCGACAAUAUCACUGGUAUGGAACUGGAAUUCAAGAAACUGUCCAACAUCAAAGUGGAUUCGUCGCGAUUCAUCUCGGCGAACCUUCCCUGCAACAAACAUAAAAAUCGCUUGGUGCACAUAUUGCCCUACGAGUGUACCAGAGUAUGCCUGCAGCCACAACGCAACAUCGAAGGAUCGGAUUAUAUUAACGCCAGUCUCAUCGAUGGAUAUCGAUACCGUGGUGCUUAUAUCGCCACUCAAGGACCCCUCUGCGACACCACAGAUGAUUUCUGGCGUAUGCUGUGGGAGCAUAAUUCUACAAUCGUGGUCAUGUUAACGAAAUUAAAAGAGAUGGGUAGAGAGAAAUGCCAUCAGUACUGGCCGUCCGAUAGGUCAAUUCGUUAUCAAUGCUUUGUGGUUGAUCCCAUCGCGGAGUACAACAUGCCACAGUACAUUUUGCGAGAAUUCAAAGUGACGGAUGCGAGAGACGGAGCGAGUCGUACAGUCAGACAGUUCCAGUUCAUCGAUUGGCCUGAACAGGGUGUUCCAAAGUCCGGCGAUGGGUUCAUCGACUUUAUUGGACAGGUGCACAAAACGAAAGAACAGUUUGGCCAAGAUGGACCGAUAACUGUACAUUGUAGCGCCGGAGUUGGGAGAACAGGCGUUUUCAUCACCCUGAGCAUUGUAUUGGAACGUAUGCAGUAUGAGGGAGUCGUUGACAUCUUCCAAACGGUCAGAAUAUUGCGCACGCAACGACCUGCUAUGGUUCAAACCGAGGACCAAUACCAGUUUUGCUAUCGCGCCAGUUUGGAAUAUUUGGGUUCUUUCGAUCAUUACGCCAACUGACAAGCCGACACUCGCGAGGAAAGAGAAUCGACGAGAGAAAGAAGAGAUCGACAAAGAAACGAAAGAGAGGUCGGUGAACGAGCAAAAGUGCGACGCGUCUAGUACGAUGAAAUAGACGAAAAAUGUGUAAGUUUGUAAGUAUGUAGCCUGUAUCAUGUUCCCGGGCAAAGCGUACCAUACUUGUACCUUCCAAUGACAAAUACAGUAGAAAGGCGAUAAAUUAUUAACCUCUCGAUCAACUAACUACGGUAGCAACCAAGUAUCUUACAGUCAAUGGUGUCGCAACAGUCUCAAGAUAAGCGGAAAAGUUCCACUUUUUAUGGGCACCGUAUGUGCUGAAACAAUUUUCAAAUUCCCCGACAACAAAAACGGGACAAUACUGCCGUUUAGAAUGUACGGCUUAAAAGCUCGCUGUAAAACAAUCAUAUCUGUAGAAAUAUUCUUUACCAUCAUAUCAAAAUUUCCUUUUAUAAUUCGAAAAAAAGAGGACACACACACAAAUACACAGGAUGACAUGCAGACGAACAAGAAUACGCGAGAAACGAGAAAACUUGGACGUUUUCGAGCUAGAAAUCGAAGAAAUCAAGCGGGAAGCGAUUGACAAGCGAGAGGAAAUAGUACGAGGAAAUCGUAGUCGACAAUUGAAACGAUCACUGAAACAUAUCCAACUCGAGGAGAAUUUGUGAGACACGUUCCGAUUACACGUCUCCCGAAUCGCUCGAAAAUGACGGCUGCUUUACAUAAUGUAAGAAUAACGAAGAAACUGACGAGAUUUAUUAUUUUACGAUCAUGUAACUCGCGAUCCAAACGUCAGCGUACAUGAUAUUUCGUUCUAUGCUGAAACUUUCCUAUUCGUUGGAGAAGAACAGUGCUUCCAUAUUAGUGGGGAACGUAAUGAAACCUCCGAGGCGAGCUACUACAAGUGCGAAACAUGCCGCGUCAGAAGAAAAAAAGAAAAGCUACGAAGAAAGCGCGCGUUUCGUAAAGUACUUAUCGAUGCGACACGGAAGAUAUCGAGAAAUCAGAAAGAGAGAGAGGGAGAGAGAGAGAGGGAGAGGGUGAAACUGCAAGUAUCUCGAUCAUAAAAGGAGGAGAAAUCACAGAGAGACAUAAAUUUCCGCUCAGCGAAGAGAAAAUUACCAUACUGCCAAAUCGACAAUUAUUCAUGCUGAACCCAUUACGCACGAUAGGGAUCUUCUCAUUACCUACUGUAAUUUUAAGUAGAUCGUAAGGCGAUUAUUCUAAGAUUAGUCUGUAAGCGAUGCCAUUAGAAGAAGAAGAAGAAAAAAAAAAAGAAAA
This is a messenger RNA of Bombus huntii, 8242 nucleotides long. It is a transcript of the gene Lar, whose product is annotated as tyrosine-protein phosphatase Lar. Lineage: Eukaryota; Metazoa; Arthropoda; Insecta; Hymenoptera; Apidae. Gene Ontology annotation, biological process: protein dephosphorylation. Gene Ontology annotation, molecular function: protein tyrosine phosphatase activity; protein binding. The coding region runs from base 710 to 6943 and encodes 2077 amino acids. The transcript has 23 exons. The record is from RefSeq and is a predicted model, not a curated record.